Molecule: messenger RNA, 4066 nt
Organism: Setaria italica (foxtail millet)
Lineage: Eukaryota; Viridiplantae; Streptophyta; Magnoliopsida; Poales; Poaceae
Product: protein Rf1, mitochondrial
Exons: 3
Coding region: 238-2373 (711 amino acids)
Molecular function (GO): protein binding
Source: RefSeq, a predicted model, not a curated record
UAUGGGUCCGUUUUCAUCGCUACCUCCAGGCCCCGCUGCCCGCAACUCCUCUGCUCCCCGUCUUCCCUCCCGCGCGACGGCCUUUGGGCCACUUCAGCGGCACUCAGCGGCGCCGGCUCAGGCGAGCCGGUUUCACCAAAGACGCCGGUGCUCGUGCCCGCUGAGCUCCGCUAGAGCACGGCACCGUGGCGCGGCCGGCUUCGCCAGGGCGCGCGAGGCGCCAUAUCUGACGCGGCGAUGUCGUCCCGGGCCCGCCUCUCCUCCAAGUUCACCACCACCGCGUCCUCGACGGCGUCUUCGCCGUCGCGGCGGAGCGCUCCCAUUGACGCCCUGGCCGCCACCACUGAGCGCGCUCGAGCCGGGACGCUCUGCCCGGCGGACGCCCAUCACCUGUUCGACGAAUUGCUGCGUCAGCCCACACGCGUCCCGGAGCGCUCUCUCAAUGGCUUCCUCGCCGCGCUCGCCAAAGCGCCACCGUCGUCGGCCUGCAGCGACAGCCCCGCCCUCGCCGUCGCCCUCUUCAACCGUAUAUCUCGGGAUUCAGCAGGCCCAGGGGUGAUGCCGACGACGGUCCACACGUACACCAUCCUCAUGGACUGCUGCUGCCGUGCGCGCCGCCCGGACCUAGCGUUUGCCUUCUUCGGCCGACUUCUCCAAACGGGCCUGGGAAUCCAACUCAUCACAUUCACCAGCCUCCUCAAGGGUCUCUGCGAUGCAAAGCGGACAGAUGAGGCUCUGGACGUGCUGCUCUGCAGGAUGCCUGAGCUUGGGUGCGUGCCCAAUGUUAUCUCCUACUCUGUUCUUCUGAAGAGUUUCUGCAGUGAGAAGAAAAGCCAGCGAGCGGUUGAGCUGCUCCAGAUCAUGGCCAAAGAAGGAGGUGUUUGCUCGCCCAACGUGGUAUCAUAUAACACGGUCAUCGAUGCUCUCUUUAAGGAGGGUGAAGUAGCUAAAGCAUGUGAUCUGUUCCAUGAGAUGGUGCAGCAGGGGAUUUCACCUGAUGUGAUGACUUACAGCUCUAUUAUUCAUGCACUGGGCAAGGCCAGAGCAAUGGAUAAGGCAGAGAUGUUCUUCCGACAGAUGGUUGAUAAAGGGGUUCAACCAAACAGUGUUCUCUAUAAUAACAUAAUCCAUGGAUAUUCCACCCUGGGACAGUGGAAGGAGGCUGUGAGGGUGUUUAAAGAAAUGAAGCAGCAAGGAGUGAAACCUGAUGUAGUCAGCUACUCGACAGUAAUUGCUGCGUUUUGCAGAAUGGGCCGCUUGGAAGAUGCUAUGAGCAUAUUCAGUCAUAUGAUUGAUCAGGGAGUGCCGCCUAACGAAGCUGUUUACCACUGCCUAAUUAAGGGUUUCUGUACUCAUGGUAGUUUGGUUAAAGUCAAGGAGUUACUUUCUGAGAUGAUCAGUAAAGGUAUGCAUCUUGACGUUGUGUUCUUCAGUUCAGUAAUAAAUGACCUUUGCAAAGAAGGAAAGGUCAUGAAAGCACAACAGGUAUUUGACUUCAUUAGACAUAUUGGGUUGUGUCCUAUUAUCGCUAUGUUUUGUUCACUGAUGGACGGAUAUUGCUUGAUUGGCAAGAUGAAGGAAGCGUCGAGAAUAUUUGAUUCUAUGGUUUCAGCUGGAAUUGAACCUGAUGUUGUAGCUUAUGGUACACUGAUUAAUGGCUACUGUAAACUUGGACAGAUUGACACUGGACUGAAUAUUUUUAGAGAAAUGUUGCUUAAGGGAGUCAAGCCUUCAACAAUUGCAUACAGCAUAGUUAUAGAUGGAUUAUUUCACGCUGGGAGAACCUUUGCUGCAAAGGAAAAGUUCCAAGAAAUGAUUGAAAGUGGAAUACCCGUGGACAUUGGAAUAUAUAACACUGUCCUUAAUGGACUUUUGAGAAAUAACUGCUUUGAUGAAGCAGACACUCUGUUCAAGAAAUUAUGUUCAACGAAUGUGAAGAUUGAUAUCGUAAUUGUCACUACUAUGAUUUCUGGAAUGUUUAAAGCUAGGAGAAUCGAAGUAGCUAAGUAUUUGUUUGAUUCUAUAUCAGCCAACAAGCUGGUGCCUUCUAUUGUGACUUACAGCUUAAUGAUUACAAAUUUCAUAAACGAGGGGUUGCUGGAAGAGGCAGAUGAUAUCUUUUCUGCAAUGGAAAAGGCUGGCUGUGCCCCUGACUCUAUACUGCUAAAUCAUGCGACCAGGUUGUUACUGCAGAAAGGUGAAAUAAUCAGGGCUGCUAAUUAUCUUGCUAAGAUUGAUGAGAAGAAUUUCUCGCUUGAAGCUUCAACCACUGAAAUGCUGAUCUCUCUCUUCUCAAGGGAAGGGACAUGGCUGGAACACAUAAAAUUGCUCCCAGCAAAGUAUCAGUUUACUGUGGGAGCCAGCCACAGUUGAUACAUUAUACAUGUGCUUAAGUCCCCAGGAUAUGCUCUCAAGUUUUAUUUUUCACAAGGUAUAUUAUCUGCAAGCAUGCCAGGUAGCAUUGGACACUAUGCCAAUAUGUGUGGUAGAAGACUAUUGUGGUUUGAAAUUAAUAUGCAUCUCUUAAAUUAUGUAACUUUUGCUACAGUUCAUACAAGAAAUCGUUUACAAUUCAUUAUUAAUUCUUCCUAAAGAACUUCAAGGUUCACAACCUGGGCACCUUUGCAUGCAAAAGUAAUCAUCGUGUUCUUCAAUACCGAACAUUUCGUUCAAUAAUCUCAUAUACAGCCUAUGGGUCAUGAUGAAUAAAAGCUACAAUAUUUGCUAUAAACAGGUGAUAAAAAUGGGAAGGAUUGCCAGUCUAACAUUAGUAAAAUCUUUCUGUCUGCAUUUUAGUUUCCGAUACUCAAUUUUGGUACUAGCAUUACUGAAUUGAAAAUGGCACAAGUUGUAAGAUUUGUUCAUAUAUGACACACUGGAGGGUUUUUCAUGCCAUGGUUAGAGUUUUCCACCAUUGCUCUUACUAUAUGUGCAUGGAGGUACAAGCAUGUCAGAUAAGCAUGAGGCACUGGAGGUCGGUAAGGAAAGCGACUUGUGGGUAUGGCUACGUGGACAAUGAAUCAGUGCUAAAACAUACUAUACUAGAAGACUACUGUGGUUCAAACCUGAAUGCUCAUCUCCCAAGUCAGGGUGAUGGGUCAAGAUGCAGCUGGUUGCAUUUUAUGGAUAAACUGUAAAGAGAAUUCUCUGUUUCUGCUAUUGAGAUUAAUUUCAUCCUGAUGGAUACCUUGGUAUCAUUAUGAAAUUUUUUUUGCUAUAGUAAAACUUUGGAAUGUAGAAUGUUUACCUUGUGGCAUAGAGUGAUUAUGAUCGGUAAAACAUUUAUCAUUUGUGAACACCAUUCAUACACACAUAUCGAUAUCUCUCUCUGUAAGUUAACUUGGUUCUGACAGUAGGUAAUAAUGUGAAAAAGGUGCAGGCAUGGACUGUUAAACACCAGUUUAAGAGCUGUGUGUCAAGUCGUCCGUUAGGUCUGGUAGCCCGUCAAAGCAGUACAUGUGGCUGUGUGGCUUGAAAAUAUUAAGGAUACUGUUCGGCAUCUAUGAACUUGUUCAUAAACCAUCCAGACGGGUAGAUUGCAGUUUUUAUGGGACGCUUGAGCUGUCACGUGCAGAUGACUCUAGGUUUUAUCUCAUCCAUGUAAGUGACUGUGGAUUCUUGUCUGGCAUCAUGGUUACAGGCAGCGACUGCAACACAGGGAACCAUGCUGAAUUUGUGUACUUGGAGGUGGUGAAAGAACUCUACUUGGCGCAUAUCAAAGGUGUUCAAGUACGGGGAACUUCCAUUCUUGAUGGUCUGGAUGUCCCAAAUUCUCGGAACUUAACAAUCCACAUGGUAAAGUUGAGUGAUCCUGCAAAGCUGCCUUUGCCUGUUGUGUCUGUCCGGGCUUUAAUUCAUCCGAGAUGAAUUCUGGGUUAUGGGUGUCCUGUUGUUCUCAGUUUGGUGAUAUUUCACUUAUUACGGUCUGUAUGACAAUGUUCUCAUUCUGCCGUUAUGAUGUUCAUUUUAUUCUCUCUCAAUUAUUUUCAUUCCGCCUGGCAAAGGGGAAAAAAUGACAAAAGGUGAAACAGAACAGAAUGAAGAACGGCUAGAAAACCUUGCGUAA